ACUUGAAGCUUGUUGCGACACGUCCACAUUGUCAAACACCAUCUGCAUAGCGAGCAACCAUGCCAUCUGCGACCACGACUGAAGCGGUUCCAAUUGAAACCGCUCAUGAAGACAUGAUUCAUGAUGCACAGCUUGACUACUACGGCAAGCGUUUAGCGACAUGCUCUUCAGAUAGAACGGUCAAGGUCUUUGACGUUGUUAGCGGGGAACCAUUGAAAUCCAGUGGGCACACUCUGAAAGGACAUACGGGUCCAGUAUGGCAGGUUGCCUGGGCACAUCCGAAAUUUGGACACAUACUUGCUUCUUGCUCAUACGAUGGCAAAGUGUUGAUAUGGGGGGAACGGUCUCAAGGCGCGGCCGACGGUGGGUGGGCAAGGGUGAAGGAACACACGUUACAUACCGCUUCAGUGAACUCCGUGUCGUGGGCUCCCCAUGAGCUUGGUGCUAUUCUGGCUUGCGCAUCAUCGGAUGGCAAGCUUUCCGUGCUUACUUUCAAAGAUGACGGUCAGUGGGGUGCUGAUAUCUUCAAUGGCCAUGCUAUCGGCUGCAACUCUGUUUCUUGGGCACCCGCGACACAACCUGGAUCACUCAUCCACCCGCAACAACCUGGUACACAGCCUGCCGCGCCCUUCAAGCGUUUUGCCAGCGCGGGCUGUGACAAUCUUGUCAAGAUCUGGGGCUACCGUGAAGACACGCAGUCGUGGGUGGACGAAGAGACGCUUGAUGGGCACACAGAUUGGGUCCGCGACGUUGCGUGGGCACCCAACAUCGGUCUGCCAAGGAGUUAUAUUGCGACAGCAUCCCAGGACAAGACAGUAUUGAUCUGGACAAAAGACUCGCCAACUUCUCUAUGGGCGAAGACUGCCCUAGACCCAUCAACAGCCUCCGGAGCACCUAGUGCUGCAGCUGCAGGCAAGUUCCCUGACGUUGUAUGGCGCGUAUCGUGGAGUCUCGCUGGAAACAUACUCGCUGUGAGCUGUGGUGACGGUAAAGUCACGUUGUGGAAGGAGAAUCUGCGAGGCGUUUGGGAGUGUGUUAGUGACAUGUCGAGUUAGGGGUGUUUGGAUGUCAUACUACUUAGAAAUGCACACUUUGGCUCGCUCAUCUGAACCAUGC
Suillus paluster is the source of this 1116-nucleotide messenger RNA. RefSeq names its product WD40-repeat-containing domain protein. Gene Ontology annotation, cellular component: nuclear pore outer ring; COPII vesicle coat. NCBI's taxonomy places the organism in Eukaryota, Fungi, Basidiomycota, Agaricomycetes, Boletales, Suillaceae. The record is from RefSeq and is a predicted model, not a curated record. The coding region runs from base 60 to 1055 and encodes 331 amino acids. The transcript has 5 exons. Gene Ontology annotation, molecular function: structural molecule activity; protein binding. Gene Ontology annotation, biological process: protein import into nucleus; COPII-coated vesicle budding; positive regulation of TOR signaling.